AUGAUUCGUGUUUCGCUAUCAAUUUCUCGCAGGGGUCUAAGUAAUAGCGGUAAUAAGUCUAUAAUUAAAAACUAUAACAAUGUUAGCCUAACAGUAAAAACGAUAACUACAACCAUUAGGAAUAAAUCCACUUUUUUGAAUGUUAUGGAAGCAGCAGCCAGACUGGUUACCCCGAAAAUGUUUUUAACUAAUCCAUUAUCAUUAGUUUCUAAUGAAAUGAACACAUUGGCAAAAAACAUAGCUCUUAUGAUUGGUUCUGGUCACCCAGUGUUGAAUAGAGUUACUGGUUAUUAUUUUGAAGGUGAAGGGAAAAAAGUUCGUCCCUUACUUGUCCUAUUGUUAUCAAGAGCUCUUUCAGAAAUUCCGGUUGAGCAGAGACAAAGAAUCAAAAUUGAUUAUAGCGAUGUCCCGGAAGAUCCGAUUUAUUCUAAACCUCCAAGUGCAUUACUGGUCGAACCACCAGCCAGACAUAUUUCACCGUUAAGUAUCUUGCAUGGCAUUAAACCAUUAAAUCCAUUAACCAAGGGGCCUGAACCUUUUAUAAACGAAUUUGAUGAAAAGCGCGGGAUUUUACCUAAACAAAGAAGGUUGGCUGAAAUUGUAGAAAUGAUUCAUACUGCUUCCUUGCUCCAUGAUGACGUUAUUGAUCAUUCAGAUACAAGAAGAGGGAGACCUAGCGGGAAUAUUGCGUUUACGAACAAAAUGGCCGUUUUAGCCGGUGACUUCCUAUUGGGCAGGGCCACCGUUGCAAUUUCUCGUUUAAGGAACCCGGAAGUUGUCGAGUUGAUUUCUAAUAGCAUUGCUAACUUAGUGGAGGGUGAAUUUAUGCAGUUAAAAAACACUGCCAUAGAUGAAGAUUACAAGAAAAUUAAUAAUGCUGGAAAUUUACAACAAUUGCCCUCUCCAACAGAAAAAACCUUGACUAUUGGGCAUUCAUACCGUGUAAAUACACCUAGUGCGAUUUCUCACGAUAGAAUGAUUGAAACAGCAUUUGAAUAUUAUUUGCAUAAAACAUAUUUAAAAACUGCGGCUUUAAUAUCUAAAUCUUGUAGAGCAACCGCCAUUUUGUCUGGUGCCGAAAAUAAUGUAGUUGAUGAGUGCUAUGAAUUCGGUAAAAAUGUUGGUAUUUGUUUUCAAUUGGUUGACGACAUGCUAGAUUUCACAGUGUCUUCAAAGCAUCUAGGUAAACCUUCUAAUGCUGAUUUGAAACUGGGAAUUGCUACUGCACCUGUGUUGCAUGCUUGGAAAAAAGAUCCCUCAUUAGGGCCAUUAAUCCAAAGAAAUUUCAAUCAACCAGGUGAUGUAGAAAAAACUUUAGCAUCGGUUUACAAGUAUGACGGUGUGGCUAAAACCAGAGAGAUGGCCAUUGAAUAUAGAGAUAAAGCCAUUGCUAACUUACGUUCUGUAUUGCCACCAAGUGAAUCGCGUACUGCCUUAGAGCUCUUGGCAAAGAGUAUUUUAACAAGACGUAAGUGA
This is a messenger RNA of Saccharomycodes ludwigii, 1476 nucleotides long. RefSeq names its product trans-hexaprenyltranstransferase (gene COQ1). Gene Ontology annotation, molecular function: prenyltransferase activity. Bases 1 to 1476 code for a protein of 491 amino acids. NCBI's taxonomy places the organism in Eukaryota, Fungi, Ascomycota, Saccharomycetes, Saccharomycodales, Saccharomycodaceae. Gene Ontology annotation, biological process: isoprenoid biosynthetic process; ubiquinone biosynthetic process. The transcript has a single exon. Gene Ontology annotation, cellular component: transferase complex. The record is from RefSeq and is a predicted model, not a curated record.